GGGGCUGGGGAUGGAUGGUGAAACCCUAGCAUGUGUGAUACCUGUCUGUCCUCAGCCCAGGGUCAGACAGCUGCAUCCCAUUCUCCCCUCUGCAUUUCCAGCUGUUCCUCAGUGUUGGGAGGCAGCAGCACCUGUGUGGAGAGGGAAUUGUUAAAUUUAAAGGAUCGUUUUUAUUUAUUUCUGUGCUUUUCUGACCCAUCUGUGUUUAUAUCCCAGGGAAAUGAGCAGUGUGGAUGUUCAGAGGAGGGAGGAUGGUUUGUCCUGGCUUCGUUUACAGAUUUACAACAUUAAUCUUGUGGGUAGCAGCAGCAACGGGAAAGCAGGAUCUGCUUGGGGUGUCAGAAUCUCCCAGGGGCUUUUGCACAGAGUAAUUAAUUAAUUAAUGCCCUCCCUGUAUCCAGAUACACAAACAAGAAGAUUCAGGCUCUGACACCACCAGCAAGCUGGCUGUGCUCGGUGACAUCCCUGCCUGCUCUCUAUUUAAACCUCAGGGAGUAGCAGAUAUUUUUCUUUUUUUUUUUUUGCCCUACAACUGUUUGUUUCAAAUUAAUUGUGAUUUUGGCCCCCGGCCAGCCUCCUCCUGUCGCUCCAAAUGGGAGAGAUAAGUGGGAGCAGUGCACUCUUUGCUCUAACCUACUUGGAGCCGUUGUUGCUGCACGGGGGAGCCGGGAGCUCUUUCCUAACUCGGGCCACAUCUCCAGGGCUGGCUCCUGGGGGCUCUUUCCUAACGAGGGCCACAUCUCCACAUCUCCAGGGCUGGCUCCUGUGGGCUCCUUCCCUCCCAGGGCUGCUGACGCAGAGCUCUCCCCUCCCGCCCGCCUUGGCCAGCUUCCCUGGAUGACUCCUCUAAUUGCUUACGUAGAAAAAUAAUGAGAAGGAUGCGUAGGGUGUAUUUUUAGAUGUCUCUUGGUGGGAUUUAGCAACUGGCAAGCCGGAGCCAGCGCCUCCCUGUCCGUCUCCUGCAUCCCAGCCGUGGCUGCUUGGUGGAGCUGGGCAGGUUCUGUCCCCAUGAGGGGGUGAUGCUUGGGCAAGCUUUGCUGCUUUUUGGGCUCCUCCUGGUCCUGCUGGGUGGGUUAUGGAUGAUGUGGCCCUGGUGCUGCAGGGGAUCUGUGCUGGGAGCUGGUGCCAUGCCUGUGCUGGGAUGGGCACCACCUCCUCCUCCUCCUCACUCCUCUCCAAGAGGAAGGCUGUGGUGGCUUGGAGAGCAUCCCAGCACCCCCAUCAUUGAAUCAUGGGAUGGUUUGCCUUGGGAGGAAGCUUUAAAGGCCAUCUAGUCCAGUCCCCCACCAUGAUUAGGGGCACCUUCCACUAGACCACGCUGCUCACCCAAAUGUUCCUGGGAAUGGGGCACCCAUCACCCUUUUAGGUGACCACUGCUUCACCACCACAUCAUCAAACAUUUCUCCCAAAGCAACCCAUGGCAUAUUUUCCAAUAAACACCUGAGAGAUAAUGGGUCUCGCCACAUGUUGCUUUGCUUUUUAAAUGCUUUUUUUUAAAAAGAUGACCCCAUCUGAAGCCCCAGCAGCGCAGAGCAAAGGGAGCAGAAUCCCAUAAAAUACCACCCGAAAGGCUGUGAUAAUUGAGCCCUGCAACAAGUAGUUCCCUUAUUUUUCUCUUUGCUUCUUCCAUUUCAGGGCUCUUUGUGUCUCAGUGGCUUCCUGUGCUGGGAGGGCCGGGCUCCAGUCCUUCCCUUUCCACCCGGGUGCGAGGAAAGCAAUUCUCUUCUCGCAGCGCGACUUAUCUCUCCUCGGAGCUGAAAACAUCCUUUCUUUGCUCUUUUUGAGUCCCCCAAAUGAACGGUUUCUCCUGCUGGUUAACAUCAGCUUCCACCAGCUGAAGACUGUGGGAAAGUUUCACAAUUACAGUGGCUUUAAUAGAUCUGGUUUAUGUCUUAAAAAUCCCAUCGCUUUCUAAUUCUCCGUCACAUGUUUCCUUGAUGAUGUGUCGCCCAGCAGUGCAGCUACCAAAAUAGCCCCAUAGUCUGAAGGAAAUCAUCAGGAAAUAUGUUUCUGAAACUGUAGGCAAUUCUUUUUUUCACCAGGAACCAUUGGAAAAAGUCUGUGUUCAAUGGAAAACGUGGCUUUUCUGGCACCUUGGCUGCUUGUGUGGUGACAUUUGGGAGCACAGUGCUCCAGCAGUUUGCCCAAAAAUCCCCCAUUUUGCUAUGAAUUUUCUCUUCAUCCACCCAAAUAGCUGGGAUUCUUUUGGUGUUGGGCUUGCUUUAAUUUUUGGGGAAAAUGCUUUUUUUGUGCGUUGUGUUUCCAUGCAGGGUGACAAACCCUGCCAGGCUGACGGGGCUUGUGCUGUGUCCCCCCAGGUCCAAGGAGACCAUGACCACUGAUGAGGCCACCAAGAGUGAAGGGGAGGUGCAGGCAGCAGCUCUGGCUGAGCGUGGGGAGGACAUCACCCCAUCCAAGGACCGAGGGGUUCUGAAGAUCAUUAAGAGACCUGGGAGUGAGGAUGAGUGUCCCAUGAUUGGGGACAAGGUCUAUGUGCACUACAAAGGGAAAUUGGCCAACGGGAAGAAGUUCGACUCCAGCCGCGAUCGGAACGAGCCCUUCAUCUUCAGCCUGGGCAAGGGUCAGGUCAUCAAGGCAUGGGACAUUGGGGUGGCCACCAUGAAGAAGGGAGAGAUCUGCUACCUGCUCUGCAAACCUGAGUACGCCUACGGCUCUGCUGGCAGUGCCCCCAAAAUCCCCUCCAAUGCCACCCUCUUCUUUGAGGUCGAGCUGCUUGACUUCAAGGGCGAGGACUUGUUUGAGGAUGGAGGGAUCAUCCGGAGGAUCAAGAGGAAGGGGGAAGGUUACUCCAACCCCAAUGAAGGAGCUACAGUGGAGAUUCACCUGGAGGGGUUCUGUGGUGGCCACAGGUUCGACUGCAAGGACGUGAAGUUUGUGGUGGGCGAAGGGGAGGACCACGACAUCCCCAUCGGCAUUGACAAGGCCCUGGAGAAGAUGCAGAGGGGAGAGCACUGCAUCCUCUACCUCAGCCCACGGUACGGCUUUGGCGAGGCUGGGAAGCCAAAAUUUGGCAUCCAGGGCAACGCAGAGCUGGUGUACGAGGUGACCCUGAAGAGCUUUGAGAAGGCCAAGGAGUCGUGGGAGAUGGACACCAAGGAGAAGCUGGAGCAGGCGGCCGUGGUCAAGGAGAAGGGCACCAUGUACUUCAAGGAAGGCAAGUACCUGCAGGCGGUGAUUCAGUACGGGAAGAUUGUGUCCUGGCUGGAGAUGGAGUAUGGCUUGUCUGAGAAGGAGUCCAAAGCCUCGGACUCCUUCCUGCUGGCUGCCUUCCUCAACCUGGCCAUGUGCUACCUGAAGCUGCGCGAGUACGCCAAGGCUGUCGAGUGCUGUGACAAGGCUCUGGGGUUGGACCAGGACAAUGAGAAAGGCUUGUACAGGAGGGGUGAAGCCAGGUUAUUGAUGAACGAGUUCGAGCUGGCCAAAUGUGACUUUCAAAAAGUGCUGGAAGUGAACCCACAGAACAAAGCAGCGAAAUCCCAGAUCUCCGUGUGCCAGAAGAAAACCAAGGAGCACAACGAGAGGGACCGCAGGAUCUACGCCAACAUGUUCACAAAGUUUGCAGAGAGGGAUGCAAAGGAAGCAGCCAGCAAAACUGGGGCGGGAAAAGCAGCGGAGAAGGCGGCGUGCGGAAAAGGACCCAAAGCUGCUGGUGCCGAAGGUGAAGAGGCUGAAGGACAUGUAUGAUGGAGGAGGAGGGGAUGGCAUAGCCUCCUGCCCGCACUGAGAAAGGUUGCUGCCAAACCUUGGGACUCGCCAGUGUCUCCUUGUAAAGCUUGUUACAGUUUGUGUGAUCGUGGAAGCCAAAAGCGCCUCGCCAAGAAAAGCGACCCCGUCCCACCGGCCCGGGUGCUCUGGGGGCAGAGCAGGAGUGGCAGGACACCGUGGGACCACUGCACGUGGAACAAAUACCCUUUGGGCAGCAGGGAAAAGAAAAGAAAAGAAACCAUGAUGAUGAUGAUAAAUUAAAACGCUUGGCUCCUGGGAGGUUUCCGCAGACAGCUUUCUCCAUCUCCCUGGGCUUUGUGUGUCCGCUCUCAGCACAGCAUCCCCCGAGAGGAGCUGGGAUGUGGGACGUGCUCCUUGUACCCUGCAGUGCUGCCUCUGGGUGCCCCAGCACAGCCCGGGGACAGGGGUUGGCUCUGUCCCCUGCUGACUCCUUGCCUGUGUCCAAAGGGCAGAGCCAGGAUGGGAACCCAAUGGCCUCUGUGCAGCCCCUUUAGGGGGUGCAGGGGCAUCUUUAGCCUUUAAAGCACUGUUUGGGGCAGGGGGAACACACAGAUUUUACCUUCUGGAGGAGCUGGUUCCUGUUUCUUUAGAGAGCAAAAAAGCCUGUCCAGCUUUGCAGGUGCUCAACCCACAGCCUGCACCCCAUGCCUUGGCUCCCAGCUUUAAAUGGGAGUUUUAUUGCUUUUAUUGGGAUCUGGAUGUGGGGAAAAUAUAAAAGAGCAGGUGGACAUGUGGUUCAGAAAGGCAGAGCUGGUGCCACGGGUUUGUCACUGAGCAGCUUUGCCAUGGUGAGGGGGUCCUGGGUGCACGGUGUCCCUGCACCAGAGCUGCUGCUGCCUCCUCAGCCAUCAGCCCUGUCCAUCCUCAAGGGACACUGUCUCUACCCCAUGAGAACAGCUUUCCAGUUGUUAUUUUUCCUGUCUCUACAAUAAUACCCCUUUUGGAGCUUGAAAAUAAACAACUGAAAGAAAAAGAAAA
Messenger RNA from Melospiza georgiana, 4725 nucleotides. It is a transcript of the gene FKBP5, whose product is annotated as FKBP prolyl isomerase 5. Lineage: Eukaryota; Metazoa; Chordata; Aves; Passeriformes; Passerellidae. Gene Ontology annotation, molecular function: protein binding; peptidyl-prolyl cis-trans isomerase activity. The transcript has 10 exons. The coding region runs from base 2239 to 3705 and encodes 488 amino acids. The record is from RefSeq and is a predicted model, not a curated record.